UGACAUUUCGCUCAGUAAGAGUUAGCCCAAGGCUCAAUGUCGGGACAAGCUUCGCUACUUGAGAAAGACCCGCCAUGCCUCAAAAAUCUGGGAGUCAGUAUGGAUUCCACAGCGUGGAAGUCAUCACGACAACUGUUAACAAAAUCAAUUGUCAGCUCAAACAAUGGCGUUUGCUCUGCUUCCUUCUUACAAGAUUCAUCCGAAUCAUCGUGAUUUCAUCAAUCCAACCCACUCGCGCUAACUCCCAUCAUGUCGCGAUCGAUAUCCAUUGUGAAAGGGUCUCGUGCGCUCUUUAAACAAUAUACACGACCGGCUUCUUGCACUCCUUUCGCUCCCUUGCUAUCGCAAUGGCAUGUCAGAAAUAGCUCCCAUUCUCCCAUGGGUUCCGCGGGCGGAAACCUUCGAAAGAAAGUUACUCUCAAUACCCUCCGUGCGUUGUAUAAAAAAGGAGAACCAAUUACUGUCCUGACUGCCCAUGAUUUUCCCAGUGGACAUGUCGCUGAUGCGGCCGGCAUGGAAAUAGUUUUGGUUGGGGAUAGUCUGGCUAUGGUAGCAAUGGGAAUGGAAGACACAAGUGAAGUCAUCUUAGAGGAAAUGUUGUUACAUUGUCGUUCUGUCUCUCGUGCUGCGAAAACCUCCCUUCUUGUAAAUUACCCCUCCAUACACCAAAUUACCCCGCUAACAUUUUCAGAUUGGCGAUAUGCCUAUGGGAUCAUAUGAGAUAUCCCCUGAACAAGCACUGGAAACAGCCAUCAAAUUUGUCAAAGAUGGCCGUGUUCAUGGAAUUAAACUCGAAGGCGGGAUCGAAAUGGCACCAACAAUUAAAAAGAUCACAAGUGCCGGAAUACCCGUCCUGGGUCACAUUGGUCUAACACCCCAACGUCAAAACGCCCUCGGAGGUUUCCGUGUGCAAGGCAAAACUUCUGCCACUGCCAUGAAAGUUCUCGAAGAUGCACUUGCGGUACAAGAAGCAGGGUGUUUUGCGACCGUCCUAGAAGCAGUUCCCGCCGAAGUUGGAGCCCUCAUCACAAAGAAACUCUCCAUUCCCACCAUUGGCAUUGGCGCUGGAAACGGCUGCUCUGGACAAGUUCUAGUCCAGGUAGAUAUGACUGGGAACUUUCCGCCAGGCCGAUUCCUUCCCAAAUUUGUCAAGAAAUAUGGAGAUGUAUGGAGUGAGAGUAUGAAAGCAAUCGAAGCGUACAGAGACGAGACCAAAAGUCGUGCCUAUCCUGCCCCCGAACACACCUAUCCCAUACCUAAGGCCGAGCUCGAGGAAUUCGAGAAAACUUUGGACGCAUAUCGAAAUUGAUUCUAAUUUUGGAAAUUUCCUUUUGGUGAUAUCGUAGAGGCCGGGGGUUUUUUGCUUCAUAUAUUUGGAGGCGUUUGUUUAGAUUCCCGUCGCAGGAUAUCAUUUAGAAAGGGUGGCACCCGUCGUACAUAGAGAGCAUAAUGCAUAGUCAAAUUCAAAUCGG
Hymenoscyphus albidus is the source of this 1472-nucleotide messenger RNA. Lineage: Eukaryota; Fungi; Ascomycota; Leotiomycetes; Helotiales; Helotiaceae. The record is from the annotation of a GenBank genome assembly.